GUUGUUAAAGAUUGCGAAUAUAAUUCUGCAAAGUAUCACUAGUCAAUCUGAUGUUGGUCAGCAAAGUCACGUUACAUAUAGAAAAUGAAUUAAGUCUGUUAUGUCCAAAAAAGUCGUCUUCUUCAUCCUUGUUUCAGAGUUACGUAAAACAAACACGGCUUCCCUUAAAUCCUCUGAGAUAACAAUUGAUUCCUAUUUAAAGUGGUGGUGAAGAGGUGUCAGUUGGAAUAAUUGGAAUGGCGAAUUUUGGAAAUAAUUGCAUAUUUUUAUUUUCAACAAUACUUUUUCAUCAAUGUCAGAGUCAGAGUCAGCUAGUCUCGUCCGUAAUUUCGAAUUUGAACCUGCCCUGUACCCAAUCGUCGCAAUGUAACAAUAAUGCCGGACUUUAUUGCAUCCCAACAACCCCACCCACCGCCCAACUUCGAUGCGGCUGCCUCACAAAUUCCACCGUCUUUGACGAGUACCAAGGUCGUUGCGUGGGUAAAGUCGGUCACCCCUGCGUGUACAGUGGCAACCAGUCAUUCUGUCCGGACAAGGCCCACUGCUCCCAUCAAGACCCUCACCACCCGGACCUCUACUUUUACGAGUCGCGAUGUUUCUGCGACGUUUCCUACUUUGGCGACAAGCAAGGCAAAUGCAUCUUGGCUGCAAAGUUUGGAGAAUCUUGUUCCGCCUCCGUGAAAAAAUGUGACGAGGUUUCCGGUCUCAAAUGCGUGGAUGGAAAGUGUGCCUGUGCCUUUGGGAAGGAUCAGCAGUAUUACGAUGGGAAAAAAGAUAAGUGUGUGUCACACAUUGGGAAAAACUGCACGGGUUUCAACUCCUGUAGUGAAAAUGCUCGAUGUGAAGGAAGCUCCGUAAACCGUGCAAUUGUUGGCGAUGGGAAUGAGAAGUUACGCGCACGGAGACAAAUUCCCCCUCCGACAGUAAUUGGACGAAGCAUACCUGGAAAUUUACCACCACCAGGGAGAUUUAUUAACCGAAAUAGUAUCAAUGUGCCUCCAAAGUCAAACAGUAACAAUGCCAAGAAGGACGUAUUCUCUGAUAUAAUUGGAGUCGGGACUUGCGUCUGUAAUUACGGAUUUACAGCUACGAAGGGUGGCAAAUGUCUGGGAAGUUAUCGACAAUCUUGUUCUCGGGUGCAGAGGUGCAAUCAUGAAGAUAACUUGGAGUGUCUAGAUGGGAGCUGCAACUGUAAAUCGCCACUUCAUCAAAAUUACGACCACCUUAUUAAAAAAUGUCUCAGCCUUGUCGGAGCAAAAUGCGACUCGGGUCGAAACUCUGCAAAUUCUUGCGUCGACAAUGCCCACUGCGUUAGUGGUUCAUGUAUCUGUAAGGAUGGCUGGGUGGCUACCCCCUUCCGCCGGUGUAUGUUGGGAUACGGAAAACCGUGUGAAAACAUGGAAUGCAAUUCUUUUAACGGGUUAACCUGCAAAAAUUCCAACUCUCCAAACAACACUGUCAAUAAUAGUAAUAGUGGAAUUAAAAGCGGAAAAAGGUGCUCGUGUGUGGAUGACUCGUUAGUUUACAAUGGCCAAAUGCAGUCUUGUGUAUCACAGCUUGGCUCACCGUGUGGGAAAAUUGGUCAGGAAAAUUACGGCAAGGAAUCCUUCUACGUUGCUUGUGAACCUCCUGCAAUUUGUCGAGAGGAGCCGGGCGGGGAUAAGAGCAGUCGGUUUUGUCGUCUGCCCAACUAAAUGGCGAGAAAAAUAAUGUUAUUUUAUUUAAUUGUAUGGUGUACGUACUACUGUUUACUACUGUUUACUACCACUUAAUGAAACGGGUCUUAUUAUUACAAUAAAGAAAUGCACGAGUCAUACUUAAACAAA
This is a messenger RNA of Folsomia candida, 1826 nucleotides long. RefSeq names its product multiple epidermal growth factor-like domains protein 10. The coding region runs from base 237 to 1694 and encodes 485 amino acids. The transcript has 4 exons. Lineage: Eukaryota; Metazoa; Arthropoda; Collembola; Entomobryomorpha; Isotomidae. The record is from RefSeq and is a predicted model, not a curated record.